AUGGACAUGGAUAUGCCGGUGAAUGUCCCUGUGGAUGAUCCCAACGCCGAUACUGAAUGGAACGACAUCUUGCGUAAACAUGGGGUGAUUCCAGAAAAGCCCAAAGACCCGGAGCCCCUGAUCCAGGAGGCGCUGCUGGAAGCUCAGAAGCGAGCGCACGAGAACCGACUGGAGGACAAAGACCUGGACGAACUGCACGAGCUGGAGGACGAAGAGGACGAGGAGUUUCUCGACCAGUACCGCCAGCGUCGCCUGGCCGAGCUCUCCCGUCUCCAGCGCAAGAGCGUGUACGGCCAGGUGUUUCCUCUCCAGAAGCCCGACUAUGCCCGAGACGUGACCGAGGAGAGCAACAAGGCCUUUGUGCUGGUCAACCUGACCUCGUCGCUGGGCACGAAUGUGGAAUCCAGGGUCCUUUCCGACCUCUGGAGGCAGGCCGCGGCCAAAUUUGGCGACGUCAAGUUCUGCGAGAUUCGCGCCAACCUCUGCAUCGAGGGAUAUCCGGAGAAAAACACGCCGACCAUUCUCGUCUACAAGGACGGCGACAUCAAGCGCCAGCUGGUCACGCUCAGAGAAUUGAACGGCCCAAAGACCAAUCUACGGGACCUUGAAGGCAUUCUCGUCGACGUCGGUGCCAUCCAAGAGAACGACAUGCGGCUCAGACGUAAGGAUAGCGACGAUGAAAGCAGCAAGCCCGCUGCCGGCGACGAUGAGGACGACGACGAUGAUGAUUGGGAUUGA
Capronia epimyces CBS 606.96 is the source of this 738-nucleotide messenger RNA. RefSeq lists its product as uncharacterized. The record is from RefSeq and is a predicted model, not a curated record. The coding region runs from base 1 to 738 and encodes 245 amino acids. Lineage: Eukaryota; Fungi; Ascomycota; Eurotiomycetes; Chaetothyriales; Herpotrichiellaceae. The transcript is spliced from 2 exons. Gene Ontology annotation, cellular component: cytoplasm. Gene Ontology annotation, biological process: protein folding.